UAGUUCACCGCGUCGCCGAAUAAGCUUCCCAAGGGCAUCUUCUGCGCCGAUAUAGAUCGCCUCUGUUGCAAGCAGGAAAGCGUUUGAAUUAGUCCUCUUGGGUAGAAAUCUUGCGUUUCAUCGUCAGAGACUCUUCGGGAUUUCGAAUACCGCAGAGCUUUAGUGCGAGAGAGUGAACUUGGUAGCAUUUUUCCGAUCUGUGUUGUGAGCAUUCUUUCCUAUCGAGGUUGUGCAGGGGAUAUCGUAGGAGUGAAGAUGAGUUCGGAUGGAGCCGGAGCGAUUGCAUUCAAGGGCCUGGGAUUGAUGAUGAACGCUUCCAAGCAAGGCAUGGCAGCCUUGUCUGGGGGUUUGGACAAGGUGCGCAAGCAGUACGCCUCGAAGCACCAGGCCGACGUGAUCGCAGAGCUUAAGAAGAAGAACGUUCCUCCCAGCGAGCUAAUGUUUCAAUCUUUGCAGAAGCUUGAUUUUCUUUCUCUGGCUGGAUACAAACACGAAGUCACUCUUGUGUCGCAGCAGACUGCAAAGAGGCUGCUUGAUCCUGAGAAGAGCUCAGUGCCACUAGAGAUGGUCUUGGUGCUCGGAGGCUCCAUGAGUGAAGAAGCCCAGAGGUUUGGUGACUUCCAGAAGAGUUCAAUACUGCAAGGACUGCAAGAAUACAUUAACAUGUCUAGGAUGGGGAAGGACCACUAUGACAGGGAUACCAUGGUGCAUGAAUUCUAUUAUGCAAUAUUGUUGUGCACAGAGGAAGUGGGAGGUGACUGGCAACGCUUUGAAGGAAUUUGCAAGGAAGUUGUGCGGCGAGUGGCAACGAUGAGGACUGCACCGGAUGCAAAUCAUGAGUUGCAGAACAAGUCAGCUAAAGCCUUGUUCACUUUCGCCUCGGCUAUUAAAAUUGCUGCUCAACAAGAGGAGCAGAAGCGCAAUAAAGCUUUGAGAGACGCCGAGGCUUUGAUUCAGAAAGAGCAAGAGAAAAAAUCGAGAGCAUCUGCUUCGGAGCCUCUUCAGGCGCAACGGCCAGCUGUAAACCAACAGCCAACAACCAAUUGAUGCCGGAACGCAGCCAGCAACCCGUCUUGCAUUGGUGCAUGCAAGUUAUCAUGUUGUCUUUUCGAAUGGGUCUACAAGCUCACAGAAUUUCUAAUUUAUUCGCAAUUGCAUUGAUCUGUAGCCCGGAUGUUAUGUGAGUUGUAUAUCAGCUUUGCUAUAUCAUGUGCUUGAUCCUUGCACUAAUUUUAUUGAAUUUUUCAGUACUCUAAAAUAUUACUUUGAGCUGUGUUGGCAAAGAUCUAGCUGCAAUACGAGGCAUGCGAAAUCUACGAGUAGUUUGUUCGUUUACUUAGAUGCGUUAUUUAGGUCUGGUGAGUGGCAUUGAAAAUCUCGUGUACAAACGUACUUGUAAUCAACUGUUCAAAAUA
This is a messenger RNA of Physcomitrium patens, 1415 nucleotides long. RefSeq lists its product as uncharacterized. The record is from RefSeq and is a predicted model, not a curated record. NCBI's taxonomy places the organism in Eukaryota, Viridiplantae, Streptophyta, Bryopsida, Funariales, Funariaceae.